AGGAGGUAGAUGCGUGUACAACACACCCAUCUCCGGCGUCCACACCAUCUCCUCGUGAACCGUCUCCAUCAGCGCGUUGACCAUCGCGGGGUCCUUCAGCAGCGCGUACACCCCCCGCAUGUCCCCGCACAUGAACGUGUUGUGGACGGCCACGUCUCGGCAGCGCACCGCGGGAGGGGGCGCCCGGACCUCCUGCAGCUUCCUCCGCCCGGGCCCAGGCGCUCCUCUGCCCGCUGAGGGAGCGGGGGGAGGCAAGGGCGCAGGCGCCAGCGGGGCCCGGGUCAUCGCUCUCCUGUGGGCCAGGGCCCGCCGGGCAUUCUCCCAGUCCUGGUGCUCCUGCUCCAGCCUCAGGGAGCGGAGGGAGGUGUCGGUGUAGGGGAAGGUGUCCUUCGACAUUCAGUCAACGCACGGGUCUAUACAGGAUAGUAAUAAUGAUAAUAAUGUGGUAUUAGCGAAGGAACUGUGUCAUUCAAAUGGAACAGUAAACAAGGUCACCUUUGCGGUUUACUUAUAGUUAUUUAUUACAGUUUAAGUAUCAUAAUUCUUAGUUUGGAGCGCUUUUGAAGACCCCAAGGACACAAUGCAUGAAAGAAAAUAUUAAGAAGUCAAUAGGUUGCUUUAAGAGGAAGAGGAUACACGAUGAAAUGGCAAAAACAGUCGCAAGGAAAACGGGAAGUAAAUGUUGAUAAGGGAAACUGGUUUCUGCAAUCCGACCUGUUUUCAGAAGGGAUAUGUAAAAUAAAUAUAUAAGCUCCGAUCUGAAUACAUAGCUGUUAUACUCACGCUGUCUUGCAACAGUUGUCUUUGGGUUCAGAUACACGCACGUAAAAAAUUGACAAGUGGAGACUGGUUUAAUGACCUACUGUGUCAAAACUGUUUUCCACGCAACUCCAACAGUGGUUAUUAUUAGAUAUGCCUGCAAGCUGAUACGCCGAUGCUGUCCUGUCCAGAUCAGACAACUAGAGGGGGGUGUUGUUCAGGCUCCACUGCGAGGAUGUCCUGUCCAGAUAUGACCACUAGAUGGCGGUGUUGUUCAGGCUCCGAUGCGAGGCUGACAAACGUCAGGCGGGGUGGGGCCAGACCCGGAAGCGCGUUAGUAAACAGUGCGUACGUCAGCACGUUGAGCUCAAACGCAGCGGCGCCAAGGCUAAACUUUUCACGAUGCAUCUCGAUGAUGGCUCGAUUUCCUUUCUUUUGUUGUCAAGUAAGACAGCGGGGUGGUAUUGAUGUUAUGAGAUAAUUAAUGGAUUGCGUUUAUCCCCUGCCACCGUUGAAGAUGAUUAUAUAAAAGUUUCAGUUUCACCAAAUCCCAGCAAUGACCUGCAAUCUAAACGGAUUGUUCAGCAUUGGCGAUGACUUUGACGAUGAGGACCUGUUCGAGGCAGAGUGGGCUGCCCCAGCAGUGCCAGCCUGCGUGUCCGCUCCCGUUCCAUCCUCUGCACUGAGUGCUCCUACUCCAGGUGGCCAGGACAACACUUCCCCCCACCGGACCCUCAAAGCCCUCAAUAAGGACACACGCGGCCCCACGCAGGCGGCUGCCACAGACACUGUCCGUCCGGGCUUGAGGCAGAUCUCCUGCGUUCCAGAACCUUCCUCGUCCUCUGCACAGCACGCCUGUCCGGACGUGGCCACCCAGCUGAGGCGCUCAGCAGGCGACGAGCCCCAGAAGGCCUCUGAGGUCCGGGAUGAGUUCGAGGACUGGGACGUGGACCUCGCGGACCUGGAUGAGAGCGUCCACCAGGCGGGCCCGGGGGUCCAGAACCAGAAGGCGUUAGCCCCCCCCACCGCCGGGGAGCUCAUAUCCUCGGCCAAUAGGCUCCGCCCCCCAAACCAUGGGCGGACACACCCUGAAUCCCGGACGCCGUACCGAGGGUCUGGCGGUGUCUCGCCGUCGCCACGCCGACCGCCGCACUGCGUGCCGUCGGGCCCCCCGGGGCCCCGCCCCUCUUUAGGCCCCGCCCCUCCCUGGAUCCCCGUGGUGUUCAACGUCCCCAGCAGCCCCUCCCCCCGGGCAACGAGAGGCUCUCACCACCCCCCAUCGCAGAGGCCGUGGACCACGCCCGGGGGUGGCCCCGCGCCCCCCCCCAUGUACAGCCCCCGGCCCCUGAGCACGCCGGUGCUGACCAACCACCUGGUCCGGCUGGUGUCGGCCGCCAACAACCCCCCCAGGAAGAGGCCUCGCUCCGGGGCCCAGCCCCCCAGCGCCCGGCGCUUCCCCGGGCCCGCGGGGCUGCUGCCCCAGCAGUCCCUGAACCAGAGCCUGGAUGACAUCGUGGUGUCGGUCCCUCAAACCCCCGCCCACGGCGCUGUGGCUCGCCUGCCAAGCCAGUGUUCCGGCUCCCAGUCAGAGGAGGAGGAGUUCACCAGUGGGCCCUGGGGGGCCAUGAAGGCAGACAUGGGAUUGGACGAGAGGAACGCCACGUGUUUCCUGCACUCGUACAGCGUUGUCAUGGUGCUGCGGAAGGCGGCGUUGAGGCAGCUGGCCCAGAACAAGGUGCCCAACAUGGCGGUGCAGCUGAAGAGCAUCAUGCACACGCACGCGGACGCCAAGGCCGUGUUCAGAGACCCCACAGGUGAGAUCGCGGGCACGGUGCACCGGCGCCUCCUGGAGGACCGACUUGGCGAGCUGAAGGCGGGUGCGGUGCUGCUGCUCAAACAGGUGGGUGUGUUCUCGCCCUCCCACCGUAACCAUUACCUGAACGUCACGCCCAGUAACCUGCUGAAGAUCUACCCCCCGGAUGGAGAGGGCAGCUCCUCCACCUCCUUCUCCUCCUCCUCCUCCGUCACCCCGUGCCUCCCUCCUCUGAUGCAGGAGCCCGCCUGCCCGUCCACCUCGGCCCCUUGGGGCCCCGUCUCCUCCAUGCAGCUGGAGCUGGAGGACGACGACGAAGACGACGACGAUGAGGAGGUGUGCCAGCGAGGGGUCGCCCCAGGGACCCGCUCGGAGGAGGUUCCCCCCGGCACGGAGCUCCAGGGAGGCCCGCAGGACCCGGCCUGGGACGGGGGCGGAGACGAUGACCUGAAUGAGCUCCUGGGAGACUUACUGGAGGACAGCUCCAGCGUGUGACCCCAGGACCCCCCCCCCAGACGCCCUCUCCUCCAGACGGGGAACACUACUUCUGUUUUACUGCUUUAUUUCGUUCUGUAAAGAGAAAAGAAACCUUUAUUUUCAAAGUAUAUCUGACUGUGGUUGUGUCAGUCUGUGUGUGUGUGUGGUUUCAAAAUAUCAUUGUUGUACACGGUUCGGUAUAAAUCAUUUGUUGACCCACACGCACUCUGUCAUUAAUUAAAAUGGCUAAUGGCUAAGCAGCCUCGCUGAUUGCAGAAGCACUUUUCCUCUCGCAGCGAGGUCACGUGGAGUGACACAUUCAGCGGAGUAAGCAAAUCACACGGCUGCUCUUGAUUCAACUACGGUGUUUUGCUUCCAGUGGCAGAGUGCAGUGAGCUUCCACCUCUCCCACUGCUACCCUUGGUUGUCCUUAAUACAUCUCUGUCAUGUGUACCACACCAUUUUCUUUUUUUAUAAAGAACUGUUUA
Molecule: messenger RNA, 3537 nt
Organism: Gadus chalcogrammus (walleye pollock)
Lineage: Eukaryota; Metazoa; Chordata; Actinopteri; Gadiformes; Gadidae
Gene: hrob
Product: homologous recombination factor with OB-fold
Exons: 10
Coding region: 1316-3067 (583 amino acids)
Biological process (GO): recombinational repair
Source: RefSeq, a predicted model, not a curated record